AUGCGCACACUGCAUGCACAUCUCCUUACCCUGAAGGACGCGCAGAACGUUACUACGACAUACAUUCAACAGUUGGAGCAGCGGCUAAUGUCGGGCCAAGCUGCACAACCACAAGGCACCACCCCGGCACAGCAAUCAUCUCAACUCAAGCCCCCCAAAAUGGCCGAACCACCCAAAUUCUCGGGUAAAGGAUCCAGUCUCUCGCUAGAGCAAUGGAUCAAAAAGGUUCAAAUAUGGUUGAACUACAACAAGGUCAACACCGACAAGGAAAGAAUUAUGCAAGCCAACUCCUUAGUGGAGAAUGGCGUGGCAGAUUAUAUGGAAGAGUACAACACUCUUCUGUCAAAAGAUAAGAACCCCAGCACAUGGGCAGACUUCGUCAAGAAGCUAGAAAUGGGUUACAAGAUGCUUGACCCCAAGCGCACAGCACAGGCAAAAUUGGACGAACAUUGCGAGAAGAAAUUCUCGUCAAUGAUUGACUUCGCGGAGAAGUUUCGCUCCUACGCCCCUCAAUCUGGAUACUCAGACGAGGACCUGAUUGUCAAGGUGGGAUGGCUUGAAAAGAAGCUCUGCAUUUACUGCAGAAAGCAUGCCUUUAAGAAGGGGGUGUUCUGCAAGAACCCCGACCCAAAAUACAAAGGCAAAAAAUUUCAGAUGCCAUCAGUGCCAGGCAAGAAAAGGCAAGUGGUCUGCGAAGUCGAGAAAGAGAGUCCAGCCCCAGAUGAUGACACAUCGCCAGAAAUUAGACCACUGGAAGAAGCUCUUUAUGUGAUGAAGGCAAAAAGGGCCUCACAAGGCAAGGGAUCAAAUAUCGGUGGCAAGGGAAAAGGCAAGGCUCAUGCAUCGGAGGAGGAGGAAGAGCAAAAUGCUUAA
This is a messenger RNA of Laetiporus sulphureus 93-53, 873 nucleotides long. RefSeq lists its product as uncharacterized. The record is from RefSeq and is a predicted model, not a curated record. The transcript is spliced from 2 exons. Lineage: Eukaryota; Fungi; Basidiomycota; Agaricomycetes; Polyporales; Laetiporaceae. The coding region runs from base 1 to 873 and encodes 290 amino acids.